Cariama cristata (Red-legged seriema) is the source of this 1890-nucleotide messenger RNA. RefSeq names its product RAB guanine nucleotide exchange factor (GEF) 1 (gene RABGEF1). The record is from RefSeq and is a predicted model, not a curated record. The transcript is spliced from 10 exons. The coding region runs from base 1 to 1617 and encodes 538 amino acids. NCBI's taxonomy places the organism in Eukaryota, Metazoa, Chordata, Aves, Cariamiformes, Cariamidae. Gene Ontology annotation, molecular function: DNA binding; small GTPase binding; guanyl-nucleotide exchange factor activity. Gene Ontology annotation, biological process: vesicle-mediated transport. Gene Ontology annotation, cellular component: endocytic vesicle; cytosol.
AUGAACCUGAAAUCUGAACGCAGAGGAAUUCACGUUGAUCAGUCAGAGCUACUGUGCAAGAAGGGUUGUGGUUACUAUGGCAAUCCUGCUUGGCAGGGAUUUUGCUCCAAGUGCUGGAGAGAGGAAUACCAUAAGGCCAGGCAGAAACAGAUUCAAGAAGAUUGGGAGCUGGCAGAGCGGCUUCAACGUGAGGAGGAAGAAGCGUAUGCCAGUAGUCAGAGUACCCAAGGGGCACAGUCACUGACCUUUUCAAAAUUUGAAGAAAAGAAAACCAAUGAGAAAACACGAAAGGUCACUACUGUGAAGAAGUUCUUCACUGCUUCUUCCAGAACAGGAGCUAAGAAGGUGGCUCAAGAGAAAAUCGUUAAGCAAGGACAGCUUGGGAGGGAGCGAAAUGCUGAUAACAUUCUCAGGGAUCUGAAGGAGAUUUUUACUCCCUCCUGGGAACUGGCUUCCCCUACUGAAGUGUUGGCUGGCAAAUUGAAAGAGAUCCAAGAAGCCAAGGCUCCCAGCCCUUCUAUAAACAGGCAGGCUAGCAUCGAGACAGAUCGAGUAUCCAAGGAAUUCAUAGAAUUUCUCAAGACAUAUCAUAAGCCUGGACAAGAUAUCUAUAAGCAAUGUAAACUAUUUUUGGACACAAUGAAUCAUAAAAGGGACUUAAGUAUUGAGGAGCAAUCUGAAUGUGCCCAGGACUUCUAUCAAAAUGUAGCAGAGAAAUUACAGACACGUUGGAAAGUGCCGCCUGAAAAAGUUGAGAAAGCGAUGGAUCAGAUUGAAAAAUACAUUAUGACUCGACAGUAUAAAUAUGUCUUUUGCCCUGAAACAACUGAUGAUGAGAAGAAAGAUCUUGCUGUCCAGAAGAGAAUCAGGGCUUUGCACUGGGUAACUCCACAAAUGCUGUGUGUUCCUGUCAAUGAAGAAAUUCCAGAAGUCUCCGAUAUGGUUGUAAAAGCAAUUACAGAUAUAAUCGAAAUGGAUUCAAAGCGUGUCCCUCGUGAUAAAUUAGCAUGCAUCACCAAGUGCAGCAAGCAUAUAUUUAAUGCUAUUAAAAUCACAAAAAAUGAACCAGCUUCUGCUGAUGACUUUCUUCCAACACUUAUAUACAUUGUUUUGAAGGGAAACCCACCCCGUCUGCAGUCUAACAUCCAGUAUAUAACACGCUUCUGUAAUCCAAGCAGGUUGAUGACGGGAGAAGAUGGCUACUAUUUUACCAAUCUGUGCUGUGCUGUGGCCUUCAUUGAAAAACUGGAUGCUCAGUCUUUAAACCUAAGCCAAGAAGAUUUUGAUCGUUUUAUGACUGGUCAGACAUCCCCGAAGAAGCAAGAAUCUGACAGUUUUUCACCUGAUGUGUGCCUGGGUGUUAAGCAAAUGUAUAAAAACUUAGACCUCCUAUCUCAGUUGAAUGAGAGACAGGAAAGAAUUGUCAGUGAAGCCAAGAAGCUUGAGAAAGACCUAAUAGAUUGGACUGAUGGAAUUACAAAGGAAGUCCAAGAUAUUGUUGAGAAAUAUCCAUUAGAAAUAAAACCAAAAAAUCAAGCCUUAGCAGCUAUUGACUCUGAAAAUGUGGAGAACGACAAGCUGCCCCCACCACUGCAGCCUCAGGUUUAUGCAGGAUAAUUAUCAGUGUUAACUUUGAAACGCAUCAUUAUCCUUACCUAGUACUAUCUGCUACUUGGGAAGGGAAGUAAAUUUAAGGCUAGAAAUCAGAUGAGCUUAAAUCAGUACAUUUUUAAAGGUACAUUUUUUUUUUUGUUAAGUGUAAUGAAUUGUAUUUAUUUUAGUCAGGUAGAUUUCUAUUAGGCUUUUGUGGGGGUUUUGAAAUGAAUUUAAAUUUUCUACACAAACUGGUGUAAUUUUUAAGCAACACUAGUCCAUUUACAUCUUUCCUGA